AUGGAAGAGAUGAGAGACAGUUACCUAGAGGAGGAUGUUUACCAGCUGCAGGAGCUUCGGCGAGAGCUGGACCGUGCUAAUAAAAACUGCCGAAUCCUGCAGUACCGCCUCAGGAAAGCAGAGCAGAAGAGUCUGAAAGUGGCUGAGACUGGUCAGGUGGAUGGCGAGCUCAUCCGGAGUCUGGAGCAGGAUUUAAAGGUAGCCAAAGAUGUAUCUGUUAGAUUGCACCACGAACUUGAAACCGUGGAGGAAAAGCGUGCUAAAGCUGAAGAUGAAAACGAAAGUCUCCGACAGCAGAUGAUUGAAGUGGAAAUAUCCAAGCAGGCCCUCCAAAAUGAGCUGGAGAGACUGAAAGAGAGUUCCCUGAAAAGAAGAGGCAGCCGGGAAACGUACAAAGAAAAGAAAACCUUGAACCAGGAUGACAGUGCCGAUUUGAAGUGCCAGCUUCAGUUUGCCAAAGAGGAAGGCUCCCUGAUGCGUAAAAAGAUGGCCAAGCUGGGGAGGGAGAAGGACGAGCUGGAACAGGAGCUCCAGAAGUACAAGGCCGUCUACGGUGACGUGGACAGCCCUCUCCCCACGGGGGAAGCGGGCGGGCCGCCCAGCACCAGGGAGGCCGAGCUGAAGCUGCGACUCAAGUUGGUUGAGGAAGAAGCCAACAUCUUAGGCCGCAAGAUCGUGGAGCUGGAGGUGGAGAACCGAGGCCUCAAAGCAGAAAUGGAGGACCUGCGGGUCCAGUAUGAGCGAGAGGGUGCGGGCCGGGACCACGCCCCAAGCAUUCCUACCUCACCCUUCGGCGACUCCCUGGAGUCCUCGACGGAGCUCCGCAGGCACCUGCAGUUUGUGCAGGAGGAAGCGGAGCUGCUCCGGAGGUCCAUAUCCGAGAUCGAAGACCACAACCGGCAGCUGACCCAUGAGCUGAGCAAGGUCAAGUUUGAGCCCCGGCCGGAGCCCGGGUGGCUGGCGGACGGCACAGGCAAGGGCGUGGGCAGCGGGGCACCUCUGCAGGAGGAGCUGAAGUCAGCCCGGCUGCAGAUCAACGAGCUAAGCGGGAAGGUGCUGAAACUGCAGUAUGAGAACCGGGUGCUCCUGUCCAACGUGCAGCGCUACGACCUGGCCGCCCACCUGGGCCUGCGUGCCCCAAGCCCCCGGGACAGUGACGCGGACAGCGACCAGGGCAAGAAGGAGAGCGACGGGGAGGAAGGCCGCCAGCCCCAGCCCAAACGGGAAGGCCCUAUCGGCGGCGAGAGCGACUCAGAGGACAUGUGCGAGAAGACGUCGGGCUUUGGCAGCGGGAAGCCGUCAGAGGCGAGCGAUCCGUGUCCAGCCGAGCUCCUGAGGGCCAGGGAGGACACCGAGUGCCUGGCGAGCAUAAAGCACGAGGCCGAGCGCCUCGAGCGGACCGUGGAGCGCCUCAUCACAGACACCGCCGGCUUCGGGGACGACGUGGGGCUGCAGGGCGGUGGCGAGGCCUCGCCGGGGUCUGGCAUCCAGGGGGCAGGGGAGAUGGGCGAGGGGGGCAGGAAGGAGCCCCCGCUGCUGGGGACCAUCAACUCGAGGAUGAAGGCUUUCAGGAAGGAGCUGCAGGCCUUCCUGGAGCAGGUGAACCGGAUCGGGGACGGCCUGAGGGAGCGCCUGGAGGGCCUGUCCCCCCUGCCCCACCUCACGGAGUCUUCCAGCUUUCUCUCCACUGUGACCUCUGUAUCCCGGGACUCCCCCGUCGGGAACCUGGGCAAGGAGCUGGUCCCGGACCUGCAGUCCAAACUGAGAGGUCAGCCGGAGUGGCAGCCGGGUCAGGAACGCGGGGAAGAGCCGGAACAGCUGCACCGCCGGGCUGAUGGGGACGCUGGGAGCUGCCAGCAGGCAGGCCAGAGCUACUUCAGUCUAGAGCUCAGGGGCCCCCCUGUUUUACCUGAACAGAGUGUAUCGCUAGAAGAGCUGCAGGGUCAGCUUGCACAGGCGGCCAGACUGCAUCAAGAGGAGACAGAGAAAUUUACAGACAGGAUUCGUAAGAUGGAGGAGGAGCACCUCUACGCCUUGAGGUGGAAAGAGCUAGAAAUGCACAGCCUGGCUUUGCAAAACACCCUCCAUGAGCGAACCUGGAGUGAUGAGAGAAAUCUGAUGCAGCAGGAGCUCCGUUCCUUGAAGCAGAACAUUUUCCUUUUCUACGUCAAACUCAGGUGGCUGCUGAAGCUCUGGCGGCAAGGGAAACAGAUGGAGGAGGAAGGCGAGGAUUUCACGGAGAGUGAGCAUCCAGAGACCCUCCCCAGGCUCGGUGAGCUUGGAGAGCAGGGAGACCCGAAGGGGGACAGCCCAGACCGGGACGACAAUGGUCCAGGCUGCGGCUUUUCGAUGGGAGAGCAUUCUCCACACACCCCUGUGCAGAUGGGUGACCACGGAUCGCGGCUGCAGCCUGCGCAUGGGGGGCAGCUCCACAAGCAGGUGGUGGAAAACCAGCAGCUGUUUGGUGCGCUCAAGACCCUGCUGGAGGACCUGCACGCGGAGCUGCGGGAGGACGAGCAUGCGCGGCGGCGGCUGCAGCAGCAGUACGCCAGCGACAAGGCCGCCUGGGACGUGCAGUGGGCGGCGCUCAAGUGCCGCCUGGAACAGCUGGAAGAGAAGACGGAGAAGAACUUGGGAGAACCAGGCUCUUCCGCCGACAGCAAAGGGGCCUUCAAGAAGGAGAGGGAGACGCACCAGAAGCUCCUCGCCGACAGUCACGGCCUGGUUAUGGACCUGCGUUGGCAGAUCCAUCACAGCGAGAAGAACUGGAACCGGGAGAAGGUGGAGCUUCUUGACCGUCUAGACCGAGACCGGCAGGAGUGGGAGCGGCAGAAGAAGGAGCUCUUGUGGAGAAUAGAACAGUUGCAGAAAGAAAACAGCCCCCGGAGAAGUGGCAGCUUCCUCUGUGAUCCAAAAGAAGGCAACAUCCGCCCCUUUGCCCACCCGGGAAGCCCCCGUAUGCCCCGUCCCUUGGGGAUGUGGCCCUGCGCAGACACAGACUCUACCCCAUUUGAAGACCGGCCGCUGUCCAAGCUGAAGGAAUCGGACAGGUGUUCAGCACGGGAAAAUCUCUACUUGGACGCCUUGUCCCUGGAUGACGAGCCAGAGGAGCCUCCGGCCCGCGGGCCCCAGCGGGAGUUCAGGAACUGCCUCCCCCAGGAAGAAGAAAAUCACAAGGGAAAUCUUCAAAGGGCUGUGUCCGUGUCCUCCAUGUCCGAAUUCCAGCGUCUGAUGGAUGUCUCUCCCUUCCUGCCGGAGAAGGGCCUGCCGGCUGCUGGCAGCAAGGAGGAUGUCACCCCACCCCUCUCUCCUGACGACCUGAAGUACAUCGAGGAGUUCAACAGCAAGAGCUGGGACGAGAGGCCCCCGGAGCCCUGGGCAGACAGGACCGAGGGGGGGCGGGCAGGGGACGAGGCCGGCGCCGAGUCUUUUCCCGACUCCUCCUGGUACCUCACCACAAGCGUCACCAUGACCACAGACACCAUGACCAGCCCCGAGCACUGCCGGAAGCAGCCUCUGAGGAGCCACGUGUGCACCGAGCAGGCCGGGCUGCGGGUGCUGCAUAGCCCACCCGCGGUCCGGAGGAUGGACAGCAUCGCGGUGGCAGGCGGCGAGGGCAAGGGCCACUCGGAGCCCGAGUGCCCGUUUCCCACAAGCAGAGCCAGGGGGGGCACUGGAGACUCAAAGGGGGGGCCCUCAGAACAUGUGCUUAGCAGGUGGCCUUGCGCCCCCUCCAGACACCCCCGAGACUACGUGGAGGGAGGGCUGCGCCCCCUCGAGAGUGCCCUCUGCGCCCCCCUGGGUUUUGCGUCCCCCCUGCACGGCCUACAGAUGUCCAAGAACAUGAGUGAUGACAUGAAGGAGGUGGCCUUCUCCGUCAGGAACGCCAUAUGCUCUGGUCCCCCCAAGCCUCCUCUCAAGGACAUGGCCUGCCAGACCAACGGGUCCCGGACGACAGGGACACAGACCGUCCAGACCAUCAACAUCGGCCUGCAGACCGAAGCCCUGCGUGGCAGCACCAUCACCAGCAGCCCCCACAAGUGUCUCACGCCAAAGGCGGGGGGUGGUGCCACGCCCGCGUCGUCUCCUUCCCGCGGCCUUAGGAGCAGGCAGGUGGCCCCUGCCAUCGAGAAGGUGCAGGCCAAGUUCGAACGCACAUGCUGUUCCCCCAAGUACGGGUCUCCCAAGCUGCAGAGGAAGCCCCUCCCCAAAGCUGAGCAGCCAAAUAGCAGGACCUCCCUGGGGAUGGCCCAGAAAGGGUGCAGCGGGUCAGCCUGGGCCCGCUCCACCACCACAAGGGAGAGCCCCGUGCACACCGCCAUCAACGAUGGCCUCUCCAGCCUCUUCAACAUCAUCGACCACAGCCCCGUGGUGCAGGACCCCUUCCAGAAGGGGACGCGGGCCGGCAGUCGGUCUCGCUCAGCAGAACCUCGGCCAGAGCUGGGCCCAGGCCAGGACACCGGCCCCGAUUCCCGGGGACGGUCCCCGAGCCCCAUCGGGGCUGGCUCAGAGACGUGGAGGGAGGACGGGGGAGAGGGCACGCCCUUGAGGCAGGACUUAUCCGCUCCCCCUGGCUACACACUCACCGAGAACGUAGCCCGGAUCCUCCACAAGAAGCUGUUGGAGCAUGCCUUAAAAGAGGAGAGGAGACAGGCCCCCCACGGGCCCCCAGGUCUUAACAGUGACAGCCACAUGGGAGACACGGUCAAAGCUGAACCAGGGUCCAUCGAGAACCAAACUGUCUUACUAACUGCCCCCUGGGGACUCUAG
This is a messenger RNA of Puma concolor (puma), 4770 nucleotides long. Lineage: Eukaryota; Metazoa; Chordata; Mammalia; Carnivora; Felidae. The record is from RefSeq and is a predicted model, not a curated record.